This is a messenger RNA of Theileria orientalis strain Shintoku, 1704 nucleotides long. RefSeq lists its product as hypothetical. The transcript has 4 exons. Lineage: Eukaryota; Apicomplexa; Aconoidasida; Piroplasmida; Theileriidae. Bases 1 to 1704 code for a protein of 567 amino acids. The record is from RefSeq and is a predicted model, not a curated record.
AUGAUUGUAUAUAAGCGACGUAAUCCAGGAGCAAAACUGAAGAAAAAUAAUAUUGAAAUAAAAAAUGAUAGUCAAAGAACCUCUUCAUUGAGUACAGAGUAUCAAUCAGAAAUUGGUAAGCUAUCUCGGGUUGAUACAAUUGAUGAUGAUGUGUCAGCCAAAACGACGCCUGAAGACCCCUCGAUCAACCAUGACCCAUUGAACGACUUUACAGCACAUUUUUCUAAAAUAUUAUCAUACGUUUUUUCUAAAAAGGAAUCGUUGAAGCGUGAUUCGAAGUUACAAGAGCUGUUGAAACUGGUUUUUUCGGAUUUUUGUAGCAUAGAGCACCAAUAUGUGCAAGGCAUGAGAGAGCUGAGCGAAAGAAUAGAUUUGUCAUCAGGAGGAUAUUCAGAUGAUUCAAUUAUGAUGGUAAAAUGGUUUAAAACAUACAUUAAAAGGUUGUCGGACAACCACCGGGAUUUCGUGGAAGCAAUAUCAACUGAAUGUGUGUUGGAGGACACGAAUCAAAAACUUUAUGAAAUUAACAAGCAGAUAAAUGAAUUGAAGAAGGCAUUGGAAGAAUACAAGUCAGAUCGCACAAAGUACAUUUCAGGGUUGAAAGAAAUGUAUUUAAAGGCUAAAUCGAAAGUAUCGAUUUGUCUGGAAGCUACACACCAGGCGCCCUCGAUAAAGACGUCAGUGCACAAGACACUGAUACCAGUGAUACUAAAUUUCGUAGAAGUAACGAAUCUGGUGGAUAAAAGCGAUGAGUUUAAGUUUUUUGUGAGCUUCAACAACAAAGUGGAUUCAUUAGUAAACACGUUGAUGGACCUGGAACGGAAGAAAUCAGCAGAGAUCAAGGACUCGUUGGCAAAGUUUGUGGUCUACGAAACCUCUAAAUUGAGGAACCUGCAAUAUGACCUGAACGAAAUGAUAGAUGAGUUGAACAAGGAUCGACCAAUAAUAAGCUUCGAAGAAGAAUAUGUGAAUAAACAGAAGGAGUGGAUGCCAAAGAUAGGCCAAUGUAGAUCUUUAGAGCUGCAGAAUGGUGUAGAUAAGGAUAAAAAUGAAGGAUAUACAUCAGCAACAAUACAGCCACCAUCAAUUAAAGUGAUAUGUAAGAUUGAAAGUAGUUUGGAAAGGUUCAUAGAGUAUGUUUGGGGAAAAAAUCAAGUUAUAUCACUGAAGGAGUUCUCAGAGGAAAUGCAAUCAUCGCUAGUAAGGCAAAUAUUCUGCGAGAUUGUAUCAAGGAACGCAGUAGAAAACCCAGAAUUGAAAUCAAAAGAUAAGUUCCAGUUACUGGCAGACAUGGUGAACUUGGUGCUGAUGGUGUCGGAAAAACAGUCAGACUACUGGACGGGGUACUCAGUGAUGAAGUUAUCUGAUAGAAUUUACACAGUAGUGGACAGUGAAGAAGAUGAAAGGUGUUAUCUGUGGUCUAUGAUAGGCACAAACAACUACUGGAAAAAAAGAGAAUUCUGGGAAGAGUGCCUAACAAUAAUAAUAUCAAUGGACCUGAAGGCAAUGUUUGAAACGCUGGGAUCUUUGAGCCCAGGAGCGAAGAAAAUAGAAUGUGUGCCGAUCACAGAAGACCCCUUGACGUUCCAAGAAAGAAUGUACAAGUACGGAAUACCGGCACUGGAGUGCGAAGAGAUAGUUAAUAGGGUAUGCAAGAACCUGAGGAUGCCACAAACAUACACAGAAGCAAUAAUACAAGUUUAA